AGUGUUUUACCUCACCCUUCCAUCUCAUCGUUAGUUGCCAACUUUCCCUUGCACCGGUAAUACAAAGAAAAGAAACGAAGUGAAAACAUUCACCGAAUAUUUGGAUUUAGAAGUUGGAACUUAGAAGCAGGAGUCCUGCUAAUUGUUCUCGUCCAUGCUUCCUUCACUCCUUAUUUUUCCUCCGAAUUUGAUUGCACAUUUUUAAUUCUUCAAUGAUGAUCAGGGCAUUCAAUUUUCUUCGGUUCUUAGUGGGGGUUUUCCUCUAUCUGGUACCAUGUUCUUACGGGGAAUCCUCAACGUGUCUCAUGGUUUACAAGGAAGGUGGUGCACCCGCAGUUUUUCAAUCCCCAAAGUGUCCUCGCUGGACUCUAUCUACCGAUGCUGUACGAAGACGAACGGAGAAUUGUCAGUCUGCCAUGCUUCAGGGGAGGAGGAAGUAUCAGGAGGAUCGCAUCGUCUGCGCUCUCGACGUGCGGAUCCCGUUUCCGGGAAGUGCUGGGACUAAGGAGGUUACGGUUGGAAUUGUGGGAGUUUUUGAUGGUCAUAAUGGUGCCGAAGCUAGUGAGAUGGCAUCAAAACUUCUGUUGGAGUACUUUUUUCUCCACAUAUAUUUCCUUCUAGAUGGUAUAUACUCUGUUGCCUUGAAGAAACCAACAGGAAGGUUGCCAUACAAGGGAGAAGCAGGUUUGGAUUUUCAAGUCCUCAAUUGGGACGAAAGACAAAAUCAGCGUGAUUUAGGUGCUGGAAGCGAUGGAUCAUUUCACAUGGAAAUAUUGAAGGAAUCAUUAUUGAGGGCAAUCCAUGAUAUAGAUGAAAAGUUUUCCAAGGAAGCUUUGAGAUAUAACCGUGAUUCGGGAUCUACAGCCACUGUGGUUCUUAAGGUUGAUGGACAAAUUUUAGUAGCUAAUGUUGGAGACUCAAAAGCUCUUCUAUGCUCAGAAAAAUUGCAGUCUUCUCAAGAAGCUAGAGGCAAUUUAUCAAAAUUCUAUAGAAGGAAAAGACAGAAUGGUGCUAUAAUUCCUAUAAAUGAUAACGAAAAAUUCAGGCUAGCUGCUUCCAAUGGAUUGGUGCAUUUUUUUGUUAAGGAACUGACCAGAGAUCAUCAUCCUGACAGAGAUGAUGAAAGGUCUAGGGUGGAAGCUGCAGGCGGUUAUGUUGUUGAUAGAGGUGGUAUCUUUCGAGUCAAUGGUGAAUUGGCUGUUUCUCGAGCUAUUGGUGAUGUGCCCUUUAAAAGUUAUGGUGUUAUACCUACACCAGAAGUGACAGAUUGGUUACCUUUAACUUCCAAUGAUAGCUACUUGGUGAUCGCAUCUGAUGGCAUAUUUGAAAAGCUAACCACACAGGACAUUUGUGAUCUCUUAUGGGAUGCAGACAAGCAAAUCCAUGUUCACUCAGAACUUGUUUCUUCAUGCAUGCAUUCAUUAGCCGACUGUAUAGUGAAUACUGCUUUUGAGAGAGGCAGUAUGGAUAACAUGGCGGCUAUUGUGGUUCCAUUGAGACCAACUGCUUUUUCCAGGACUCUGAUAAAAGAUAGCUAUGAUAGAGAGAGGAGCAUUGAAACCUCAACUUUCGAACUGCAGAAGCUCAUCGAGUCAACCGAUUUCAAAUUGUCUGGCCUUGUAUCAAUGGAGUAUGCUCAUCAAACUAUGGGGAACUUCAAAAGGUUAUUGGUUGAAGGAAAACAUGGUAGACUUGGUUGUUUCUAUUUGUCAGAAAAUCUCAAUGAGAACAUGGAUUAUGCAUUUCGUAUUCAAAAGGAUGACCAGAAAGAUGAUAUGUAUAAUUUACAUCAAACUCUGCCUCAAGCUCUUGGGCAUCAGCAUGGUGGUCCUUUGAAUUUUUAUAAUGACCAAAGUUUGUGUUUACACUUUGGCAUGGAUAUUGAAGAAGAGUAUGUUUAUAAUGUAGAAAGCUAUAUGUACUUGAAUUUAGGUUCACAAAGUAAUUCAUCUGGUCAUCAUGAUUAUCAUGAUGGUCCUUGUGAUGACAGUUCAUUCAUUUUGAAGCGUAUAAUGAAAAUUGAUGCCUCCUACUGGUACAACUUGAGUAGGCCCAACUUGGCCCAACUCAAUUGGGCUGGGCUUGGAAUUUUGGCCUUUGGUCUGGGAAUGGGCCUGAAAAUUCAGGCUGACUCAGCACAAAUUGGGCUUAGAUUGAAUCAUUGA
Nelumbo nucifera (sacred lotus) is the source of this 2165-nucleotide messenger RNA. The record is from RefSeq and is a predicted model, not a curated record. NCBI's taxonomy places the organism in Eukaryota, Viridiplantae, Streptophyta, Magnoliopsida, Proteales, Nelumbonaceae.